GUGUGUGUGUGUGUGUGUGUGUGUGUGUGUGUGUGUGUGUGUGUGUGUGCGCGCGCGCGCGCUGCUUAAGUAGUUCAUCUCCUAGUGAAAAAUCCUAGUAAAAUGAAUGGAGGGAUUAAAGAAAGACGGAUAUCUUCACAAUCCGUGAAGACAAAUCAGGGAUUUUUUUGAACUUUGUUUGUUUGUGUAUUAUUUAUUUAUUUAUUUAUUUUUAAUUACCGGAGAUACCUGGUGAAGGAGAUCAAACACCAUGAACAGCGUCACGGAGCUUGAAGACGGACCGCAGCACAAGACUCAGAGGAGGAGCUGUAGUUACCUCCUGUGCACCAUCCUGCUCUUCAUUGCUGUGCUACUGGCUCUCACCGUAACAGGCACCAUUCUCUUAAUGAACCACUCCCAGGCAUCCUCAGGCCCUGAUGCUCCGCCUGUCAUCACUACCAAUCAAGACGAAGGCAACGCACUGGUGACGGUGGAGAGAGGAGAUGGCUCGCGCAUUAACAUCUUCAUCGAGCCUAACUGCCCCGACUACAACAGCAACUUCUUGCGACUGGAGGGGGUUCAGACGUCACUGCUGCACUCGCUCAGCCACCAUGACACAGACCUGAAGUCCGUUAAAGGACAGGAGCGAGGUCUUCUCGUCCAACUGGCCGAGGAGAUCGCUAAGCUGUCAGCCCACAUUAAUCAGCUGAAGGUGGAGUACAACGUGCUGAGGCAGGGCCAGAGCAGCAUCAGCCAGGAGAUCAGCAUGCUGCAGACCGAGCAGGCCAGGCUCAUCCAGCUGUUGUCAGAGACUCAGAUCAACAUGAUGAAGGUUGUAAACUCUCUGCACGACGUGCUUGACGCAGUGCAUAAGGACGCAGGCGGCGAGAGGGGGCUCCUGAAGGCGGAUCUGCUUCAGAAGGCUCCGGUUCGCAGCGGCGUCCGGCCCAGAGGAUGCGCCAGAGGAGACGGCUCCCAUCCCAGAGACUGCAGUGAUAUAUACGCCAGUGGACAGAGGGAAGAUGGGAUCUAUUCGGUGUUUCCUAUUCACUUCCCAUCAGGUUUCCAGGUUUACUGUGACAUGAGCACUGACGGAGGAGGCUGGACGGUGUUUCAGCGCAGAGAGGAUGGCUCUGUAAACUUCUACAGGGACUGGGCUGCAUAUCGUGAGGGCUUCGGGAAGAUCACAGGGGAACACUGGCUUGGUCUGAAGCGGAUUCAUGCUCUGACCAUCCAGGCUAAUUAUGAGUUGAGGAUUGACCUGGAGGACUUUGAGAACAGCACUUCCUUCGCGCAGUAUGGAUCCUUCGGCGUUGGAUUGUUCUCCGUUGACCCGGACGAGGACGGCUACCCGUUGAGCAUAGCGGACUACUCGGGAACCGCUGGUGACUCAUUGCUCAAACACAACGGCAUGAAGUUCACUACAAAGGACAAGGACAACGAUCACUCGGAGAACAACUGUGCAUCCUUCUACCACGGAGCCUGGUGGUACCGGAACUGCCACAUGUCCAACCUGAAUGGACAGUACCUACGAGGCCAGCACUCGUCUUACGCCGACGGCAUCGAGUGGUCCUCCUGGACGGGCUGGCAGUACUCGCUAAAAUUCACGGAGAUGAAAAUCAGGCCUAUAUGUGAGGAAAAUUAGUGAGUAAUGGACACAAAGAACACUGCUAAUGGAAAAAAAAGGUGAGCUGGACUCGGUGUUAGAGCCACUAACUAGACACAAAAGAAGUGUACAAUGAUGUGAUCUUUCUGAAAACUGUCUAGGAACCAUUAGCCUAGUAUGAACUGUUCUUCUCUCUGACAUCUCAACAGCACUAUAAAGGAAAGAGCACAAUUACGGAGACUUUUAUCAGUGGUGGAGUGGUGAUACUAUGCCCUUGUUCAUCAAGAGGAAUUACUCCUACUAAACCAGAACAAGGACAACAAGGUGACGGAAUCGUUGCAUCUAUGGAAAUGAUCAAGAGGAGAAAAAAGAAAAAAAAAAGAAAAAAAAAACAAAGUGAUUGAAGCUGUGCUCGAGUGCUACGGAGCGGAUUACGAUGAAUGUCCUUAAUAAUGGUUGACGGAGCACAGUGGACUCUUUGCAGUACAUUCUGGAAAGACUUUUAACACAAUAAUUAGCUUGUAAAUAGUUUAAGUGAUCCCCAGAGCUUGGCUUUGUUCACUUUGUAAAUUAACAUCUCUAUGUUCACUUCUCCAUACAGAAGGGAAAUGGUAGCCUUUUUCCACCAACAAUGUUUUGGUGCUGGUUUAGAAGCUGUUUUUGUUUUUUGUUUUUUUCACACCGACAGUUUGAAUAGAUGAAUUAGUAAUACAUCAUCCACAUUAAGCUCAUCAUGAACAUACUAGUUGUUAUUAAUGGUUCUUUGUUACAUUCAGAUCAGAAUCAGAUUCACCUUCAUUUAUUUACAAGGAAUCUGUCUUGGUGUAUUAGCGAAUAUUAAUGUGAAGCAAGGGAGCAUACGUAUAAAGAACCUAUGAGAAUAAACCUAAAAAAUUAACCUAAGAAGAAACUUGAAAAUUAAAAAUUAUAUUAGUGCUCACAGUUGGAGGUAGGAAGGUAAGAAGGUGCAGUAUGGCUGUCUGUGUCUGUUCUGUGCGUUAAUGUAACACAUAUGAACACAACAAAGGGGUUUAUAUGUUAAUGUCCAAAGAUGUGGAUAAGAGACUAUGGUGCGUCCUGGAUAUUGUCGAUGAGGCCAGUUGCUGAUGGAAAGACACUGAAAAGACAUCGUUAUUUAUAGCGACUUGUGUUUUUUUUAAUCUGAGGGUUAAGGGCCUUGCACAGGGGACCGGCAGUGGCAGCUUGGUAGACCUGGGAUUUGAAUUUCAAUUUAAAAAACAUUUUGAUUAAUAGGCCAGUGCAUUGACUACUAAGCUACUAAGCACUUGAAAGAUGUCGAAGGAUUUGAGGGUGGAUGUUAAGACAUUGUGCUGGGAUGCUAAGCAUUUUUGAUUUUUGGAAAUCGAUCCAAUUGGGCCCAGUGUCGGUGUUUUCAUUCACAGAACUCAGGAUACAGGAUAGAAGAGUUUAUUUAUUUAUUUAUUUAUUUAUUUAUUUAUUUAUUUAUUUAUUUAUUUAUUUAUUUAUUUUCAUUUGAGUUAUUUAGCUAGAAGCAAAGCUUUGAUUAUGAUUGGUUAAGCAAGGGGUAUGGUCACACACAGUGAGCAGAGAACAAGAGUAUGAUGAGUGGUUGGUUAAAGUGUAGUUAUAGACUGUGUUGGUGAAUGAGUGUGUGUGAUGACCUCGAGAGUGAGGGUCAAUGCAUCCUGAUCUGACUUUACCAUGAGCAGUCAGCAAAGUGGAAUAGUAUGUGUGUGCGGGUGUGCGUGUGUGUGUGUGUGUGUGUGUGUGUGUGUGUGCUAAAAUAUAGCCAAAUAUAAAUAUGAUAAUCAGACUGAAAGGUUGAUAAAUAUGAGUACUUUAUUUAUUUAUUUAUUUAUUUAUUUAUUUAUUUAUUUAUUUAUUUAUUUAUUUAUUUUAGAAAGCUUUCCAGAAGUUGAAAUGAACUAAAUUAGCAGAUGAGACUUGUGCUAAUUUUGUGCAUUCGUACCAAGGGGCAAUUUAGAGCAGCCAACAGACCUACAGACACCUGCAUGUGCCAGAAAAACAGAGAAAACAUACAGUAUGACUAGAACACUGGACAAUAGGACAAUAUCAGUAUCAGGGACAGUGUUAAGUCUUGGAUUCUUGGAUUCUGGAGAUGAAGUGAGGUAGGAAUACGACCCACUGUACCACUGUGCUGUCCACUACAUGUCACGCACACUGAAAAGAACAUACAGGAUAUACAUAUAUAUUUUUUUAAAACGAUAGUUUUGAUAAUGAACCCUGAUAGAUUAAACAAGUGCUCCCAGAAAUAUCUACUCAUUAUGUGACAGAAUUUGAUUAUGUAAUGGUUUUGCUGUUUAACCAGUGAGCCUAAAACAAUCAUAGCCGGAUCCCUCACACAGCACCGGAUCCAGCACCAGCUCCAGCAGUGUGUCGGUGGAAAAAGGGGUAUCGCUUGCUAACAUGUUUGUUUUUUGUCUACUCUGUCUACUUAAUGUCAAAAUUAAACAUUCCCAAUUGUACCAUUUGCUAGAGAUACAGUACUGCUGAUCAUGUCCAGGGAAAAAUCAGUUGCAAAGCACAAACACAGCUUAAGCUAACUGAUGCAUCGGGACUGGUAUGACCUUGAGAAUCACUAUGACUUCCCAAUGGUGAAAAUAUCAAUUCUACUAGUAAAAGUGACAUCUGCUGGGUUUUUUCAUGCUUUGUAUUGACACUGAAAGAAAUAUUAAGGCACGGUGUUGUGGGCAUUUCAUCCUAUUUAUGUUUGUGUCCUAACAUUGCUAAACGUUUAAGUA
This is a messenger RNA of Tachysurus fulvidraco (yellow catfish), 4329 nucleotides long. RefSeq names its product fibrinogen C domain-containing protein 1-like. Bases 251 to 1624 code for a protein of 457 amino acids. The record is from RefSeq and is a predicted model, not a curated record. NCBI's taxonomy places the organism in Eukaryota, Metazoa, Chordata, Actinopteri, Siluriformes, Bagridae. The transcript has 7 exons.